GUAAUGUGUACUUUAUGCAAGAACAAUGGUGUCAAUAUUGUAUUCCAAUAAUUCAAAACUGUGACUAAUCGUUCAAAAAUUCUUUCACGGAUUCCAUUCACUCAACUCAGGAUGAAGAUACAUUAAACAGCAAUCGGGGGUAUUGACAGUCUCGUUUCUUCUGGAUCGAUUGAUUGGUGGGAACUUGGCGGAUUCCACGAUGGGAAUUGGAAAAACGAGUCGGAGAAAAGAUAAGUAGAUGCGUUCUUGAGCUUCGUUCGGCUACUUUAGUACAGUCAUUCUUCGAGGUAUAAGAACGAAUCGUGUUAUGGUAGAGACCAAGCGAUAAGGAGGUAACGUCGUGUGACUCCAGAGUAAAUCGGUUGAUAAGAAGUAGCCGAUGCUCGUAGACCCGGGUUCUUGUACUGUUGUGUUAACAACUGGCGAUGAAUUGUGUCACCAUGUUCCAGUGCUAUUGGUAGCGGUGAUGUUGGUUGUGGUGUUGGUGGUAACGGCGACGUGCAGCGAUCUAUGAAUCCGGGGUUACUGCUCUCUCGUAGGUCGUGCUUCGUGGGUUGAGAAGCUUUCAGGCUUCCCGUGGAAGGCUAGGAACUGGUCUGUCGUGGACUCGUGGGGAUGUUAUGUGAUCGGGUUGCGUGUCCUAGCAGUGAUCCUCGAAGAUUACCCGAGGACAGUUUUUAUCCAUGGUUCAGCUUCGACGAGCUUUUGAGCUAUGAGGAGGAUACCCGGUUGAGGACAGAAGACAGGGAGGAAGACGACGAAAAGGAGUUCGAAGAACGUCUAGUAAUGUCUUCGGCUUCGAUCAACAAACUGCAGAUUUUGUGGGAUCGUUUCAUUCACGCAGAACCGCAGAGCUAUGAGAAAUCACAGUGGUUGGAUAUAUUCCUCGCGGAAUUUCUUGCCCAAAUAAACGAAGGUCGAGAUGUGAAAGAUGCUCUAUCGUUUUGUUCGGUCGACGGUGGUGGUGUAUCUACCCUUAUAGCCUGUGAGUUGCUCUCUGAUGUUCAUGAACUUUGCGCAAAGACAAUCGACGGGGACGAACUUGUUAAACUGAGGAAGUAUUUGACUCAGGAUCGUGGUUGGCGUUGUUUGGCUGUUCUACAAUUACUUGGUGUUCGUGGACUUUCUUGUGGGCGAGAAUUGGUUGCUCUACUUAUAGCUUUGUAUCCAAUUGUCCUACAAGAGGAAACGAGUAAUAAAGCCAAUUCUGUUUCAUUGGACAAAUCCACGUAUUCUUCGAUAGAUGGUACCACACGUAAUCCUUAUGUAAAAUUUUACUCCAACGACAACACCGUCGACACGGUAGAUAUCGUGUCGCAUGUGAAACGCAAAACGACGAAAUCUAACCGAUACGGUAUUUUCUACGAGAGCAAUGUAUUGUCAAGAAGGAGAACAGGUCGUAAACAUAGUAUCGGUACCAAGGUGCCGGUCCAUUGCAAGCAAAAAUCAUUUGGAACGUCCGAAGCGCGUCGCAACACACCGGAAAGCGCGAGCAGCGAAUCCGAAUUGCUGACAGAUGGUAUGGAUCAGGCAAGAUCACUCACGCUGAAGAUCCGCCUGAACCCUAUGGAUUUCGAGUAUUUCACUUCAGUCGUCAGAAGCGACGAGGAAAAGAAAUGGCAAGCAGCACUUUAUGAGCUUCCUAUCCGACCGGCAAAGAAAACACCGAGAGAUUACAUAGAUGAGCGGACCAAGGAUGUUCUAGAUGCUGGGAUUAGUAAUUUUGAGACGAGUCUUUUGAUUAUUCAAUUGCUUCAAGGACUACGAGAUUACGAUACUCCAGCCGAACAAACACCGGCUGUACAAGUUCUAAAAUUUGCCUUGGAUACGUUAUGGUCCUUACAAUUCGGCAUAGACGGUACUAGCUUGACUGGCACUGAAUGUGCUACGUUGAAAGCUGCGGCUGCUAGGCUUAUGCUUACAGCAUUGGAACGCGUAUUACGAGCAAAUGAACCAACCACCGCUGUUAUUCACAAUGGUUUAUUGCCUAUGACUUUAAGAUUACUCGAGGAUGCUUGUAGCAAGCCGGUAAAUGUUUUUUCACCGGAGGAAGGUUCCCUUUUGCAAGAGUUCAUUUUUGCCACCAUUUACGGAAUAAUAGCAUUUCUUUAUUGUCUGCUGCACCAACAAGGUAACGCAGUAGAGAAAUUGUCAGACUUUUUAGAACUAUUUCAAUUAUUUACGGAGAGCCAGGAUGGAAAGUUGGUGGAGCGAACAAUUUUUGCGAUUGUUGACCUGCCAAGCAUUGAUCCGGCGAGAUCAGUAAUCCGUGCUAGAAAGAUCAUUGAUAUGAUAGGUGCGCUAACGAGUCGCUUGAAGUCCGUUCGACAUGAUAUUUCGCACGUAGCUCAUUGCAAGAGAACAAAACACAAAUCCUGCAUUAAUGACGUUCAAAUCUACCACCAUUCGGAUGUAUUUGGGGCGCCUUAUGCUCAGCCGAUCGUUGGCGCCGUUACGAAAGAAGCAUGUUGCAUUUCGUCUCUUUUUAUGAUACUCACUAAUCUUCUCAAGCAUUCUCAUCCCUUAGUCAGCGAGUUGCAAGUCAGAUUGAUCAAAGUUUUUACAGCGGCAGGAACGUGUUGUUGUUUUCCACCCAGAAUACUCAUGACUAGUAUCAUCACUCUUUUAAAGAAACGAGAACCGACAAUUUAUAUCCCAGCCGUGACAUUCCUAGAGCGUAUCUUUUUUAAAGAACUCGGUGCUUAUUCGGAAUCAGAAGUAUGUUUCACCUGUGACAGACCUGCAACAUAUUCUUGGGAUUUUCUGGAAAUGUAUGCAGAUUUAUUGACGCCGGAUGAUUCAAAAUUAUGUUAUAUUAUAAUGGCUCAUCUUCUAAAAAUUGGGCCUUGUUCUAAAUUUCACAUUAGACAGGAAUUGCUUCUAAACAUUUUUUAUCCAACCUAUUUGAAAGCCAAAAUCUGUUAUAUAGUUAACAAAGAAAAUACUAUCGCAAAAUUUCUAAUUCAAUCUUGCCUCUCUGCAAUAUCUUGUUUGAUAAUAAACAUGCAAAUAUAUGAAGAAUUCACUGAGAUUAAUGGGUUGGAAGAAAUAUUGACUUUGUUACCAGACAUAACUUUCACAAGAAAUGUCUACGCUCUCCUAGAAGUCGCCGUCCUUGUCGAGAUCUGGAAGAAAACUUACGUGGAAUCCGAUCUCUUAGAUACGGAGAAAUCUGCCUUUAAAUCUUUGUUCGAUUCCCUUGAAAAGGAAACGAGUGAAUUAUUGGAUAUUUUGGACAAUUCGGCGAAUAGUUUUGUCGAUGAGAAAUACGUAGAACAAGUAACAAACCAAAUUCCUCACGUGGAAUUAGAUGAUCAGAAUGUUGAAGGAACAAGUAUUAUCAUAGAAAGUGAUACUUUGCAGCAACAAAGUGACGUGAAGGAAUCGAUCAACACAACUUCAAGCCUUUUAAAAAUAUGGGAUAAUUCUAAGAUUAAUAAUACAUCAUGCUCGGAAAUUGACAACGAAACAGAUACAAGUAAGAAAAUAGAUCUGUAUCAGGCUAGUGUCGCGUGGAGGACCGCAGCUGGAAUAACACUUUACAGUCCAAAAUUUCGAACUCAACUGUCGCUACAUCUCGUGUCACAAAAAUCUUCGCAGCUUUUUAUAACGCUGGCUACACAUAUCUCUACGGAUAGCAUCACAGACAUCAAUAAAUCAGCGCACAGACUCUUUGAGGCUUUGCUAACGUGCUGUCUAACAUCCCCGUUGAGUGAUAGUGACAUAAUUAUGGAAUUAGGAAGAGCGCUGAUGGACGCAGGAAUUAAAUUGGGUCGUGGAUUAGCUGUCAUCGUGGAAGUUUUAUUAAAAGUCUCUAUGUUAAAACCAGCUCAAGAAGAAACUAUACUGCAGUGUACUCGUCCUAGGUUACCGAUUAUGACAUUGGACACAAUACCAGAUUAUGCCGCCGAUGACAGUAGCACGGGUGAAUAUGUUACAGCUGAUGAUGGUUAUGAAGCAGACGUAGAAGUACCAGCACAAAGCUUACAUAGUAAUUCCGUAAAAAGAAGUAAUUCCUUAGGACCGGUAGUUGAGCCCAGAGGUCAUGCAAAUGCACAUCCGGCAUUAUGCCUAUUGGCAGUGGAUUUAUUAAUUCAUUUCAGUAAACAAGGUUUGGAUGCUGAAAAAGCAUGUAUUAUAACCGCUGGCUUAAGGAAAGUUGCAGUCACAUGCAGAGAAAGUGCUUCGAGUAGUGCCGCACUUGCAAGUUCAGGUGUAAUCACAAAGAUAUUAAAUGGCUUCAGGGAUGUAUUUACUAAUAGAGAUACCCAAUAUCAAGAUCUACAACAUGCUGUGCUAGAAGUAUUUACUUUGCUAGCGACACAAUCGAUUUCGCCAUCAGAACUAGUCAUGUACUUGUCCUUGUUCAAAGUUGAUGAACCACCUCUACAAUCGUUGUUGGAACCGCUUUUCCAUCUAGGUUUAGCUGCACGUCCACAACCAAAUUUUAUCAUAUCUUUUCCUGCACCUUCUGAUGCGAAAAUAUUAUCGAAAACUCAAUCGGAAGAAUAUAAGAACCUGGAAAAGGUUGAAAAUCUUGUAAAUAAUUUCCGAAAAAGACAUUUUACAUCGGGUAUAUGCAGUCCAUGGUCUGUGCAUGCAACCUGUCUACCAAUUGGUCCAGAACUGGCUUGGCCUGUUUGGUUGCAUGGUUGUUCCGCCUCUAUGUGGUUGAGAGUUGAAAGAGGAUUACCCGUUAGCAGCAAGGGAACAAUGAUUAAUACUUCACCAUUACUCGAUUCAGAUGAUGAGAGUUUGUCCGAUUGGGGUUUUCUGUCCGAUAAUUGGAGUCGUGAAGUCGUAGCAGGUUCUUCAUCUCCACCUACACCAACAUCGAUCAUUCAUUUGAUGUCUAUCGGAUUUGAGACUCUGGUGCUUGAAACAUGGUUGGAUCUUAAAUCAGAUAAAUUAAUUUUACGAUUAACUCGGCCAGACGACAAAAUGAAUAGAACAGUUUCGGAAACAUCUGUAAUUGGUAUGCUUCCUUCUGGUCGGUGGCAUCAUUUAGCAUUGAAUUUCAAAGACACAGUUUUAAAUAAACGCAGUGCAGUGGUUGAAGUUGUGCUUUGGGUAGAUGGGUGGAGAGAAAUCAAUGCACAAUUACCAUUUGAUGGACUGUUAGUGAGGAAACCUGGCACCACAUGUGUUCUAUUAGGACAAGUUGGAUCCAGCACUAUUGGUGCUUGGUAUCUUGGAAAUUUAAUGGUAUUCAGAUGUCCAGUAUUUACGAAGGAGAGAGCAUUAUACCUAGCAAGUCUUGGCCCUAAUUAUACUAAUCUUGCGGAAUGUACUUUAAACAUAGAGAAGCCAGAUUUUAAGCAACUAAUUGCAUCUGGCGCUUUAGAUGGUGUGCGAGAAAUACGAUUUGAGGGAGGAAAAUUUGAUACAAGUCGUAGGAAAUCAUAUGGCGGAACGUACUUAAGACACGCUAUUGAAACUAAAGUAUCCGAGACCAAAAUCGAUUGGGAUACAGUUAUGGAUGCUACAAAUUCGAAAUUGGCUGAAUUGCAAGAUAAUCUGCUUCUUAGUUAUGAAGCUCAAAAUCCCAAUAUUGUUCAUUUAUAUCCUCAGGCUAUUGCAAAUCCAGCUGCCGUGGUAAGAAAUUUAUUUCCUGGUCAACCAGGUUUUAGGGUUGUUUUUGCACCGGAACAUAGAGUUUCACAGCAACCACCUUUAUCUGUGACUCCGAUACUUUCUGCUCGAUUAGAAUGCCAACAGUAUAGAGGUCUUGUACCCGCUGCCAUUUUAGUGGGCGGUGUACCUAUAUUUUUAUAUUUGUUCGCAAGAGUAGUCGAAUUAAAUUCUAAUGAAGAAGAGCAAGCAUUAGCUCUUUCAAUAGUUCUGCAGUUAAUACGGAAUGACUCUGAACUUUUAAAUCAGUACCGAUCAGAAGAUGGAACAUCUUUAAUCCUAUGCAUUUUAGAAUCACCUCGAUGUCACACAGGUAGACACAUUCUGAAAGCAAUGUUAGAUGCAGCCUGUGAUAGUUCGAUCCUAAUAAAAGAUAUCAGCAGCGGUAAUCAUUUAGUCUCACAAAAUUGCGAAGCUGUGAUUACGGAUCCAGAUUUAAUCAAAGGUGCAUUAACUGCAUGGAGAACAUGGGCAAAAUAUGAUACAUUAAAUUUACUAUUGCAAGCAUUGUUAUUAUUAUUAAGAGAUCAACAUUCACAGCGUGAGUUCAACGCAACUCAAUUAAAUAGAGUCGGAAUUGUUGAUACCAUUUUAACACUAUGCAAAGAGCAUUUUAUGUAUGAUGAGUUUGGUGCUGUACUUGAUUCUUCAACAGGAACUGCAGUGGUUGAAUUGAUUAGGGCACUUAUGGGAGCACCUCCAGAAUUUGCUCAUCUAGUAGCUAUUACUGAUUACCUAGUUCUGGUUCAUCAAGCAUCUGAAACUUAUAUUACACACUCAAGACACAAUAUAUAUUUUUUGUUACCACCGAUUGGAGAAAAAAGAGUUGUAAAAAUUGCAGCUACAGUAACUUCCAACUCUUCAGAUGAAUCCAUAGAAACUCUUGAAAAUAGUAAAUUGGAUAAAGGUUUAACAAAUACACAGAUUCAGAGAAAUAGAAUGCCUAAAAGAAAAGAACGCCGAAAUGGUCCUCCUCAAAAUACUAGUGCUGGAGAGGAUUCAGGAAUCGCAGCUAGUGAUGGAUCCAACCCUCUUAGUAACGAAAAACAAUCUACGUGGAUGGACGAAAGGAAAGCUUGUCAAGGUUUAGUUUGUGAAGGACUUUUAUUACUCCUCCGAGAUGCAGUUAGGGUUUUACCUGAUAGCCAAGUUGGAUCAGUUUUGAAACACGUUUUAAGAGCUGAACUUUUACUUGUACUGGCUAAUAAUCCAGACACUAGAGUUCGUACGGCACUAGCUAAGGUCGUACAAAUAUAUCUACAACGUGCUAGUGAUGAGGAAGUCAACAAAUUUAUAAAGCAAAAAUAUUUUAUACAUUUAGCAAACCAAAUAGCAUUAUAUCCUGGAAGUGAAUCAUUGGUGGUUGCUUUAGAAAAUUUAGCUGUACGAGGCCCAACUCUGGCUGCAAUGCCUCCAUUAAUGGCUAUAAUAGCAAAAGCAGCAACUACUGAAUCAAAUGUAGUUAGAACAAUCGUAUCAUUUAUGACUGACAUAAUUGCAAAGAAUCCUAUUGCUUUGAGAAUGCUUUUGGAACAAGGUUUGAUUGAAUCAUUAGUUCAAGCAUUAGUAGGAAGUGCUCAUAAAAGUGGUUCUAUGUCUCUUCAUCGAGAUAUUCAUGUACUUUUUGUGGCCAUUGCCACAAAACUUUUGGAAUCCCCAGGAAAUCAUCAAAUGCAAGCUGUCCUAGACUUGCAUUUGAUAUUAAACCAUAUGGAAUUGAAAGAAAAAUCUCACUGCAUUAAAAAUAGAACCAGUAUAUCAGUUGUAAGAGAUGCACAGGUAGCACUUUUUGAUGGAGAACUCGACGUGCUUAUAGUGAAAGUCUCAAAUCAAUCGAGUUUCCGAUUACGUAGUACAGCAUCGUAUCUAGCCUCAGCUUCCCAUAUAACUUCAGUUUUUACAACGUCUAGUGAACAGAGUGACCAUGGUUUUCGAUCAUCUAGCUAUACCAGUUUACAUACACCUUCCAUCGCAACCUUACGUGAACCAGGCAAAGGAGAAUUGCUUGAACGGUUUCGCAUUGUUCUCAGCCGUGCUGUCGAAUUUAUAACAGCAGCUGAUGAAUCACCUUCUGGCAACGAGUUACAAUUAACUAAAAGAUUGUUUUCAAUACUUUUACAUGGUUUUUGUAAUCCACUACAAAAGAAAAAUCAUUGGAGCUGCGGAUGGUCAACCAGACACGCUUUAAGAAAAUAUACGGCCAAAUUAAUGGUGUGGUUACUUGGACCACAUCAAAGUAAUAAUACGAGGAUUUUUGCUGUUAGAUCACUAAUGGAAGAGUCAAAAGCUCGUGAAAUUCUGUCCUCUCUUUUGGAAGUUCAUCCACAAGUAGAACAAAAGUUCGCUGUCUUUUUUUGGGAUCUCUUACAAAGAAGAGAUGAGAUGCCUAGUGCUGAUUCAAGGAUAUGUAUAGAAUUGAAAGAAGCUUUGAGUAUAUGGGAUUUAGCAAAAGGAAUAGAACAAGCUAGUCCUGGAAUAUGGAAUGAAGAAUUGGCAUUGCUAAGGCGAGAGUUAAUGAGAGAUCGAGAUAUAUGGAUCGACAAUAAUCUUCCUGCAAUUCAAAGGAUUGCCAACAGAUUUGAUGUACUUGCUAAACAACUAACAGAAAGUGCAAUGACUAUAACGCGUACUGUCGUGGAAGAACAAAAUCGAGAACGUAAAGUAUUAAUGGAAAGACUGAAACAUUCAAGAGCGAUGGAAGCCCAAGCAAUUGCUAAAUGGAGAGAUUUAGCAAGACGUCUAACGCAUGAAAGAGCCCCUUGGCAUUUUCCAAACAGUUAUCCAAGAAAUUGGGAACUAGAUCCUACAGAGGGUCCUGCUAGAGUUAGAAUACGAUUGCAGCGGUGUCAUUUAAACAUUGAUCGAAGAUUUUUUAUGACCGAAUAUCAAGACAGGCUAGAUGCAGCAAAAAUCGAAGCCCCUUUAUCUUAUUUAUUUACGAAUAAUCGACAAGAUGCAAAUGCUACAGCAUUAAUCGAGCGACUGCAUACUAGUGAAAGAAUACGUAAAAUGUGUCAAGCCAAAGUAGUUACACCUAGAGCUGAAUUAUCUGGCGAAGUUCUUAUUGGUGAAACAUGUCUUUAUUUUGUUCCUGAUAAUCCUGAGGUUCUACUGCACACAGAUAUAGCUUUAGGCGGCUUGGAUUUAGCUAUGGUGGGUGGAACAGCUUGGCGCCUUGAAGAUAUUCGAGAAUUGCAUCGAAGAAGAUAUCAGUUACAGGAAAGGGCUAUUGAAAUAUUCCUUAUUACAGGAAGAACUUACUUAUUAGCAUUUAAUUCUUCAAAGGAAAGAGAUGAAUUUGUAACGGAAUUAUCUGCUUGCAAUUUACCGAGACGAAUACCUGGUGAUGAUUUAAGCGAAGCUAUCUCGUUGUGGCGAAGUGGGGCAUUAACAAAUUGGGAAUAUAUUACGUGUCUAAAUAAAUUAGCCGGUCGUUCAUAUAAUGAUUUAAUGCAGUAUCCUGUAUUCCCAUUUGUAUUAGCUGAUUAUACAAGUGAAAAAAUUGAUUUAAAUAAUCCAAAAAUUUAUCGAAAUUUCAAACGCCCUAUGGCUGUGCAGGAUAAAAAGAAUGAACAACACUAUAUAAAUAAUUACAACUAUCUCAAACAAGCUUUAUCGGAAGGUUUAAACUUAAUAGCGUUAAAUCAAGAACCAUUCCAUUACGGAUCGCAUUAUAGUAAUUCUGGAACAGUUCUUCACUUUCUAGUAAGAUUACCACCAUUUACUAGUAUGUUUCUAUGCUAUCAAGACGACAAUUUUGAUAUUCCUGAUCGAACAUUUCAUGCACUGGCUACUACAUGGAGAUUAACUAGUUGCGAUUCAACAACAGAUGUGAAAGAAUUAAUUCCUGAGUUUUUCUAUUUGCCUGAAUUUUUGUUGAAUUCCGAAGGAUUUAAUUUUGGAGUUCGACAAAAUGGUAACCGGGUUGGAGAUGUUGAAUUACCGAAAUGGUGUGGAGGUGAUGCACGACUUUUUAUUCUUACUCAUAGAGCAGCAUUAGAAGCAGAUCUUGUCAGGGAAGUUCUCCCUUAUUGGAUCGAUCUGGUAUUUGGAUUUAGGCAAACUGGUAGACCAGCAGUGGAAGCUAUAAAUGUUUUUCAUCCUGCCACCUACUAUGGAUUUAAUGUUGAACAAAUAGCAGAUCCUUUAGAACGUCAAGCUUGGGAAACGAUGGUUCGAACGUAUGGCCAAACACCAGCGCAAUUAUUUACGGUUGCGCAUCCCUUACUGAUUCAAAAUCUUGCAAAUACAAUAGUUCAUAGUUCAUUACCACAAGUUAUUGAAGGUGUAGAUGGCAUAAAAUGGGGAAACUAUGUUGGUGCUCCUGGGAAUGAACCAGUUUUAUGUUGGAAACAUAAACAUAAAGCACCCUUAGCAUCUUUAGUUCCUUUAAUGACUGGUGAUGUUUUUGGAUUACCUAGCUAUACUACUUUAUUACUCGUUUAUACAAAAGAGAAGGGCACAAGUAUGUUAAGUGGAGCAUUUGUAUCAGGAGCUGCUUUAGUAUCAUGGAAUGGUACAGAUGGAAUUGUAAGACUAAAAUGUAAAAAAGAGCAACCACCAAGGCCAUUAAUUAGAUCUUCGGGUCUUGACCCAAUUACAAUCUUGGGAUCAGCUCCAGAUUGUGGACAACUAUGGAUAGGUCAUUUAUCUGGUAAAAUUACGGUGUAUACAUACACAGUUGUAAUGAGUAAAAUUGACUUCACUUUAACACCAGCAUCUGUACUGUUAGCUCAUAGAAGUAGAAUAAUGACAGUGUUUCUGUCACGGGCAUUUAGCAUCGCUGUUUCAGGUGACUCAACUGGUGUUAUUGUUAUUUGGGACUUAAAUAGUUUAACAUACAUAAGAUCCAUAUUCUGUGAACAGAACUAUUCUAUUCGUUUACUUUCGAUUAGCGAAACUCUCGGAGAUAUAGCAGUUACUUAUGAAAUUCCUAGUGAAAACACGUCUUCCAGUCAAUCCGAAUUAAAAGUAUUUACUAUCAAUGCAAGGGCAGUUGGAUCUAUUUUAUCAAGAGGAAGAAUAACAGCUCUUUGCUAUAGCAACGCACCAGAAGGAGUUUCUGUAAAUGUUAUUGCAACAGGAUUAGACAAUGGUGUAAUAAGGCUAUGGAGUAGUUGGGAUUUAAGAUUAGUCAGAGAAAUUAUAAACGGUAUAAGAGGAUGCGGAGCAGUAAUUGCGAUAGCAUGGGCUUUAGACCAACAUCACUUAUAUGCUGUAACCGAAGAUUUCACUAUUCUCAUAUGGGAAGGAUCGAAACGUUUAAGCAAUGGUACUCCAAAAUUUGUAAAUUUAACAUCACUCUAAUGUAAAUAAAACUAAAAUAUAUUUUAAGUGCAUAGACAACAUGUAAAUGUUAAAUAUUGUUCAAUGUAUGUUUUCAUUUUAUUAAGUAUCUUAUAAAAUAAAAAGGAUGUUUUUUACAAUUA
Molecule: messenger RNA, 11060 nt
Organism: Bombus pascuorum
Lineage: Eukaryota; Metazoa; Arthropoda; Insecta; Hymenoptera; Apidae
Gene: mv
Product: lysosomal-trafficking regulator
Exons: 35
Coding region: 616-10938 (3440 amino acids)
Biological process (GO): intracellular protein localization
Cellular component (GO): membrane; cytosol
Molecular function (GO): protein kinase binding
Source: RefSeq, a predicted model, not a curated record